Messenger RNA from Macadamia integrifolia, 3059 nucleotides. RefSeq names its product KH domain-containing protein HEN4-like. Lineage: Eukaryota; Viridiplantae; Streptophyta; Magnoliopsida; Proteales; Proteaceae. Gene Ontology annotation, molecular function: mRNA binding. Gene Ontology annotation, cellular component: cytoplasm; nucleus. The coding region runs from base 267 to 2384 and encodes 705 amino acids. The record is from RefSeq and is a predicted model, not a curated record. Gene Ontology annotation, biological process: regulation of gene expression. The transcript is spliced from 9 exons.
UCGUUUUGAGUAUUCGCGUCAGCGAGAAAGACCCUAACGGCCGUAUAAAAGUUGCAAAACAGAGCAAAGCGAAGCGGGGGAGAGUGGUUUCACUUCCUGUUCUUUGUUGAGUAUUGUCGUUUCAGUUUUAUUCGAAAGCUCGCGAAAAGUCGAAAACCCUACACACUCUGAUCUCCAUUUGCGUUUCAAGAAGCGCUUUGGGUUAUCUGAAGGCAUAUAUGUUCUGUACGGAGAGACCAUUAAUACAGGCCCAAUAGUCUGUAAAUAUGUCUUUUGCAUUGACACCUUCAAAAAGACCCCAUGAUCGGAGCUCAUUGGAGCUUAGUGGAAAGGGGAAAUGGCAAAAGUCUGGAAAUUUUUGGCCACGGUCUCAUCAGCUGAAAAUUUCCCCUGGUAGCACUGUUUUUCGUGUUCUAUGUCCAGCUUUCAAAAUCGGAGGAGUAAUUGGAAAAGGUGGCACCGUUAUAUCACAGAUACGCCAAGAAACUGGUGCAAAGGUCAGAGUUGAAGAAAUGGUUCUUGGAUGUGAUGAACAAGUAAUUGUUAUUGCGGGGUCUGAUAAAGAGACAGAAGUCAGCAAUGAACAAAGCAAGGAGGAUGAAGAUAAUAAUUUCGCUGAAGACAGUGAUGAAGCCAAGGAAGAUGUGGAAAAAAAUGAAAGUAAGGAGGCUUCUCCAGCUGAAGCUAUACAAUUACAAUCUGAAAAAGAAAUUUCAUCUGUGCAGAAGGCUCUCUUGCUUGUUUUUGAAAGAAUAUUCGAAGGAGAACGUGAAAAUGAUGGAGAUGAUGAUGAAAGUAAAAAGUAUUCCUCCUUCGUUGUCAGGUUACUUGUGCUUUCAAGCCAAGUUGGCUGUAUUCUUGGUAAAGGUGGGAGUGUAAUAAAGAAAAUGGCAGCAGAAAGUGGAGCACAGAUCCGAAUUCUUCCUAGAGACAAACUUCCUUUAUGUGCAUCACCAGCUGAUGAACUAGUUCAGCUGACAGGGGGAUUGGAUGCAGUUAAGAAGGCUCUUCAACGUGUUUCUCAACAGCUUUUAGAGAAUCCGCCUCGUGGUCGUGACUCUUUUCCUGCAAACAAGCCUACUGGGCCAUCGUCUCAUCCAUUUGGUGGUCCUCUUUCUAAAUCUGAAGUGUAUCCUCCAUCAAACUAUCGAUUCCCUGCUCAAGGGCCUUAUGCUGUGAGGCCACUUGAUGGCGUAGACUACCCUUCAUCACUUCCACAAUCAAUUCCUAAAUUCCAGGACCAUUUUAUCCCAAGUCGAAUGAAACCUAUUCAGGAAAUCUUAACCUUCCGGUUAUUGUGUCUCAAUGAGAAGGUUGGCAGUAUAAUAGGAAAAGGGGGAACUAUAAUUCAGGCACUUAAACUUGAAACAGGAUGCGAUGUUAAAAUUCUUGAAGGUGUUCCUGAUUUGGACGACCGAAUUAUUGUGAUAUCUGGUCCAGCGAUUCCAGAUGAAAGGAUAUCUGCUGCACAAGAUGCAGUUCUGCGUGUCCAGGCAAGGAUAGUUAGGGCUGUGCCUGAUAGCAAGGAGAAAACUGUCUUAGCCCGGCUUCUUGUCUCCUCCAGUCAGGUUGGUUGCCUUCUUGGCAAGGGUGGUUCCAUCAUAUCUGAAAUGAGGAAGUUUUCUGGAGCUCAGAUUCGCAUAUUAGGGAAGGAUCAGGUCCCCAGUUGUGCUUCGGAAGAUGAAGAAGUAGUUCAGAUUACAGGGGAAUUUGAAGGAGUUCAAGAGGCUCUUUUGCAGAUAACUAGUAGGCUGAAACAUCAUCUCUUUCGUGAUACUUUCCCUUCUAUCAACCAUCCUUCACAUCCUGCCUUUCUGGAUCAAGUACCUUCAUUUUCUUCGUCUAUGGAAAGGAGGGAACUUUCCCCUUCAAGAAUGUUCCUGAAUUUGGGCCCAUCAUUUCACAAGUAUGAACCUACUGGUGGCCUUCCUCAUGGUGGAAUUCAUCCUCAUGAUGAUCAAUCUGCUUUUUCUCAUGGUAUUCAUAGGCCAGGCAUCCCCUCUCAUGGUUCUGGAAGACUACCUUCGUCAGCACCAUGGGGACCUCAGGGACUAACUGAUGGUGGUGGUCCAAUGAGCAUUUCGGAGUACCCAGGAGGCUCCCAAAGGAGAACUGGGGCUUAUGGAGGUGGAAGCCAACCAUCUUUUAUCACAAACACCACUGUGGAAGUAGUUGUACCUCGGUCUCUUGUUUCUUUAAUUUAUGGAGCAGAUGGGGGCUGUCUAAAACAAAUCCGACAGAUAUCUGGGGCAAAAAUUACCAUCACUGAUCCCCGACCUGGAGAAACAGAGACUGUAAUUAUAAUAUCUGGAGCACCCGACCAGACUCAUGCUGCGCAAAGUCUUCUUCAAGCUUUUGUAAUGAGUGGAGUGGAUUCUCCUUGAGGCUCCUCAGCAUUUGGUUGUAGGAACUCUCUUUGAUGCUUGCGGCAGUUCUGAUCUGGACAGUUCUAACUACCAGCAGAUGCCGCAGAACAGAGACUGAGAAAGAAUGGAACGGAAGCAAUGCAAUUGGUGGGAGGAUAGAAGAGAGAAAAUAGAAGAAACCUGUUGACAAGACGUCACAGGAAGAAAGGAGAGGAAGAGGGAUUGCAAGGAGAAGGAAAGAUAUCGUGGGGACAGAGAGAUGUCAGAAACAUGAGAGAGAGCCACCGCUGGUAGGUUGCAGUGUCCAGCAUGGGCCCGGGAAGAGUGGGAGAAAGAGAAUGUGUAGUGGUGAUGUGAAAAAUGAGGUUACAACUUACAACUACAGAUGCUUUGAAUGGCUGAGAUGCGAAGAGAGGGAUCCAACAAUCAGUAAAAUGCUAACGCAUAAGAUUCUAUUACAUCCCUCUAGUGUGUACACACACAUAUAUAUAUAUAUAUAUAUAUAUGGAUUUUUUAAUUAUUUGUACCCUCACUGUUUUACCCUUUUAGUAUAACAUACAACUUUUUCCAAUGAGAACAAAUAUUGUUAUUUCAUGUGUACUUGAAAAAUGUGCAUAGGAGUUGUGUAGGGGCUGCAUAGGGCCAUGGAAUGUUAGCACCAUGACACAGAAGCAUCUAUACAAAGAAUUUGGU